AUGUCUGUCACAUUUCAGGCUGCAAUAGCCAAUUUGAAGUUGAAGGGUUUGUCGUGGAAUCGUUUGGCCGCUUGUGCUUCAGUGCUGUUGGGAACAGGUCGCAUGGCGUUCUUCACUUACUUCCUGCUCUAUUUUCUGAUUUUUGGUGCAGCUAGUGACAAUAUGUAUCUUCUUUCCAAGUACAAUUUUGUAAAUAGUGUGUCGUUGAUUGCAUUCCUCAUCACACCGCUUGUUCAGAUUUUGAUCGGGCCCUCGCAAUAUCUCGCAAUCGUUGGGGAUGUCAUGUGCCAAUGCUGUCCUCACAGUGAUGGGCUCCCCACUGAAUGCUUUGCUGCUCGGCAUGCUGCGUUUGAAAGGGUGGUGCAGGCUGAUGCCUUUGCAAGACUUGGGAGCUAUGGCCAAGCAGCGAAACGAAUUGCUGUUCACGGGAUGAUCAACCCCCCCAAGAGAUGCAUCGUCUCCUUUCCUGGGAAGUACUGGGCGGAAUGGGACUGCUGUAUCUGCAGCAGAUGA
Molecule: messenger RNA, 513 nt
Organism: Cladocopium goreaui
Lineage: Eukaryota; Dinophyceae; Suessiales; Symbiodiniaceae
Source: the annotation of a GenBank genome assembly